UGUUGCCAUCAAAAUUAAAAGCCUUUCCAUUUUCUACCCUUGCUUUUGUGAUUUUCUCUCCAUAAAGUUUUAACACUCUCCAGAAAAGCAAGUCCUUUUUAGUUGGAAAAAACCAUUAUUGUUGUUUAUUUUAUCAUUUAGUAGUAAUAUAUUAUCCGUGAUCAUAUUGUUUCUAAGCAAAACUGGAAAGGAGAAAUGUGCGCUGCUGUUGCUGAUGCAUCUUCUUCCUCUUCGCCUUUUGCGGGAUGUGAAUCGAAGGAAGAAGCAGCGAAAGAAGGACAGAAUCAUGAAACAACAACAACAACAAAAGCAAGAGGCAAUUAAAGAGUGCAUGCACAAGACUAAGCCAAUCCAGUUCUUAGGUCGUACUACGCCUAUUAUUCUCCAAAACGACAAUGGACCUUGUCCGCUUCUCGCCAUCUGUAAUGUUCUCCUUUUAAGGAACAAUUUGAACCUGAGUCCCGAUAUAGCCGAAGUUUCACAGGAGAAAUUGCUUUCACUGGUGGCAGAGCGCCUCAUUGAUACCAACAGCAAUGUUAAUAAUAAAGAUGCAGGAUAUGUCGAAAAUCAACAGCAGAAUAUUGCAGAUGCAAUUGAUUUACUUCCACACCUUGCUACCGGGAUUGAUGUAAACAUUAAAUUUAGGAGAAUAGAUGAUUUUGAGUUCACUCCUGAAUGUGCCAUAUUUGAUCUGCUUGAUAUUCCUCUCUAUCAUGGUUGGAUAGUUGAUUCCCAGGACUAUGAAACUGCUAGUGCCAUUGGGUCAAAAUCCUACAAUGCAAUUAUGGAGGAGCUUGUUGCAUUGGAAACACGAAAUUUGGAGGUUUCAUGUAAAAGUAAUUCUGAAGAUUGCGUGGAUUUUGCUGCUGCAACAACUGCCACUUUAGGAGUUCCCUCUCCUAGCCUGUCAAAAACCAAAUCUUUUGAUGAUUCUCCUCAUUCUGUGACUGGUCAGCUAAUAUUAGGAAAAGGGGAUCUGGAGGAGGAAGCAGAGCUAUCGAGAGUCUUGAAAUUAUCAGAGGCCGAAUUACCAACCUUGUUUGAUGAUCCUGGCAAUUUGGAUGAAAGAUCAUGUUCAAAGAACCUUGUUUUUGUUGAUACUGUUGAUACACAAGAGAGGGAUAAAGGUGUUGAACAUCAGAACUUGCAAUGGCACAAACCAUCCUUUUCAGAUAAUAGCACUUCUUUGAGCAAUGAUAGUGGUAGUCAGACAUUUUUUGAGACCCUCACAAGGGAAGAGUCCCGAAGGACUGAUGGGAUUAAUCAGGAUCAUUUAUCUUAUGUUAAAUCUGUAGAGAUUACCCUUUCUAAUAAUGUGGUUGAGAAGAGUAAUAUUGAGGCAAUGGUUGUUAAGACGAGUGGGGCCGAACAUUUGCUCCAGAUUGAAGGUGCAGUUCCCGUUUCUCUGGCAAAGUAUACUGCUUCUAUAGAUGGAAUCAACACUGAAAAUUCACAAGGGAGUGAAAAGAUUCAAUUUGCUUCCGCAACUGAUGCUUAUGACACUCCAGAUAAUGUGAAUGGGUGUGACACGACAGAGGUAUCAUCUGUGUCUUUACAAAAUGCCGGUUCAGAUUCAUCUAGUGACAGAAUACAUCAUGCAGAUGUGCCUGAUGCGUUUACUUCUAGUCUUGAUGGAAGUGAACCUAUAUAUGAAGGUGAAGAAUGCAUAUUAGAUUCAGCAACAACAACAUAUGAAGAUCAGGAGCCUAUAUAUGAAGGUGAGGUAAUUCUUGCAAAACAAGCUGACAAAAGAGUUUUAGAGGACUGCAAUGUGAGGUCUACAGAUGAAAUCACUCCACGACAAGGCGAACUGAUUGGAAACUUCUUGAAGAACAGUGCCAGUCAAUUGACCUUUUAUGGGCUUUUUUGCUUACAAGAUGGUCUUAAAGAACGUGAGCUUUGUGUUUUUUUUCGUAAUAAUCAUUUCAGCACCAUGUUUAAGUAUGACGGUGAACUCUAUCUUUUAGCUACUGAUCAAGGCUAUCUAAAUCAGCCUGAUUUGGUUUGGGAGAAACUAAAUGAGGUUAAUGGAGACACACUGUUUAUGACUUGCAACUUCAAGGAAUUCAAGGUGGAUAGUCAUGCCACUGGUACUUGGGAUGAACAAAAUGCUGUGGCAAGUACUGCUGACUACAUUGCCAGUGUAGACAGUGCAGCACAAGCAGGAUUGGACAUAACCUCGGAUUUACAGCUUGCAAUAGCUCUACAGCAACAAGAGUUUGAACAACAGCCACAGCGUCAGAAUGUGCAGCAACCAACUUUUGUUGGUGGUUCAAGAUUAGUAACAGGUCCCCAGGCGCCGAGCAGCAGUGGAAGGAACUCUUCAUCUUCAUCGUCAAAGCAAGAUGCAAAAUCAAAAGAAAAGUGUAUUGUGAUGUGAGUUUCGCAUUAAUUGGGUAGUCCUUGUACUGUAAGUGCCUUGUGUCUUGGUCCAAUUUUAUUUCAACACUAAUAAAAACCCUGAUUAAACCAUAUAAUAUGUCAUGUUAGAUGAAGUUUUUGACUA
Messenger RNA from Durio zibethinus, 2506 nucleotides. RefSeq lists its product as uncharacterized. Gene Ontology annotation, molecular function: cysteine-type deubiquitinase activity; cysteine-type carboxypeptidase activity; K48-linked deubiquitinase activity. Gene Ontology annotation, cellular component: cytosol; cell periphery. The record is from RefSeq and is a predicted model, not a curated record. Lineage: Eukaryota; Viridiplantae; Streptophyta; Magnoliopsida; Malvales; Malvaceae. Gene Ontology annotation, biological process: protein K48-linked deubiquitination.